Oreochromis niloticus (Nile tilapia) is the source of this 4235-nucleotide messenger RNA. RefSeq names its product NACHT, LRR and PYD domains-containing protein 3-like. Bases 829 to 3549 code for a protein of 906 amino acids. Lineage: Eukaryota; Metazoa; Chordata; Actinopteri; Cichliformes; Cichlidae. Gene Ontology annotation, molecular function: protein binding. The transcript is spliced from 9 exons. The record is from RefSeq and is a predicted model, not a curated record.
AGUUAGGUAAGCCACCACAGGAGGAUCCUGACUAUUGUUACGAUUAUUAAUAGUAGUAGUAUUAGUAGUAUUAGUAGUACUGCUACUACUAGUAGUAAUUAGUAGUACUAGUAUUGUUUUUCCUCCAAAAUGUGUUUUUAAUUUUGCUUGUUGGACUAUCUACGGACUCAGUAAAGGUGCAUUUUCACUUUACGUUGUCAGCGCGUCUCAUCAGCUUUCAUUUGGGUCCACAGCCAGUAAUUCAUGACAACUCUAUGAAAAUACAAGCCCUGACUUCACUUCAGAAGAUAAGGAUUGAGGUGAGGAGGAAGAGGAUGACAAUUUGUUGGUCAGUAUAUCAGUAUACUGUCAGUCGUCUCUUUUUUGUCCCAUGUUUUCUUGUCUUUGGUUAAGGGAGCCCGUUCUCAGAUGAUACAACAUCGGUAUGAUUUAUAUCUUGAGUCUGAAGGUUUUCCUCUAUGGUCUGAACACCUACAGGUUUCUUCUUCUCUGACUUUGGCAUACUACCUGUAUGGCUGGUCUCUAGGUACAUUCAUAAAAUGUGAUUGGGGUAAUGAUACUACCCAUCUCAGCCAAUGUAUUCAACAUGGCAGGUUAACAUAGCAGCAUCCACAAACUAGUGCCUGCUCCUGAAAACUAUCUUCAAAUUUACCAGAUGAAUUAAGUUUCUCUCUAUUCCCUGUGUAUCAUCAUGAUGUGAUUUUUAGUUUACAUGACAAUUCUGAAAUUAGCUUAUUGGAGAAAUCUGACUGUAACUUAAUAACCUCUGCUAAUGUGAACUCACUGUUUCUGGUUUACCUCUCAGACUGACUUUCAGAAGUCCACAAGAUGAGCAUUUGUGCUGAGGAAGAAAAGACUGGAGCAGAGUCUGAAGAAAAGAGUGGAGCAGAGUCUGCAGGAUCCAGCUGUCCCUCUAUGAGAAGUGACAACUCCAAAGUUGCUCCUUUAGACUUCAGAGAUGAACCUGGACCCUCAGACACAACAGAGAGGAAGGCGAUCUCAGAGGAUCCAGUCUCUACCAGCUGUGGACCAGAAAAAUCCAGGACUGAAGCACAACUGCAGAUAUCCACAGGUGUUGGUCUGCAGGAGAUUGUAAAAGAACAUAAAAUACAUCUAAAGAGACAAUAUGAACAUGUGACCGAAGGAUUUGGUGAAUCAGGAAGUGGAACCCUCCUCAACACCAUCUACACUGAGCUUUACAUCAUAGACGAACAGAGUGAAGAGGUUCAUACUCAACAUGAAGUGAGGCAGCUGGAGACAACUUCACAGACAGAUACUGACCAUGACCCAACAAUCAAGUGUCACAAACUCUUUGAGGUUUUACCUCACCUGAAGAGACCAAUCAGAGUGGUUCUGAUGAACGGAAUCGCUGGCAUUGGAAAAACCUUCUCAGUGCAGAAAUUUAUUGUGGACUGGUCAGAAGGCUCGGAAAACCAAGACAUCAACAUAGUGAUUCUGCUUUCAUUCAGGGAGUUGAAUCUCGUUAAAGAUGAGCCGUACAGUCUUCUGCAGCUGCUCCAUGUUUUCUAUCCAACAUUGCAGAAAGUCACCACAGAGAAACUGACUCUUUGUAAACUUUUGUUCAUCUUUGAUGGCCUGGAUGAAAGUCGACUUUCACUGGAGUUCAGUAACAGGAAGGUUGUUUCUGACAUUACUCAGAAAUCAUCAGUCAGUGAGUUAGUAACAAACCUCAUAGAAGGUAAUCUGCUUCCCUCGGCUCUCAUCUGGAUAACUACCCGACCUGCAGCAGCCAAUCAGAUACCUCCUACAUGUGUUGACAGGGUAACAGAAGUGCGAGGCUUCACUGAUGCUCAGAAGGAGGAGUACUUCAGGAUGAGAUUUAGUGAGAAGGAGCUGUCCAGAGUUAUCUCCCACAUUAAGAAAUCCAAAAACCUCAAUGUCAUCUGCAGAAUCCCAGUCUACUGCUGGAUCACUGCCACAAUCCUUGAGUACAUAUUGAAUACAGACCAAAGAAGCGAGCUACCCAAGACCCUGACUGACAUGUACUCGUACUUCCUACUGGUUCAGACAAAGAGGAAUAAGCACAAGUACCAAAAAGGACAUGAAACAAGUCCACAGGAGCUGACAGAUGCUGACAGGGAAGUUCUUCUGAAGCUGGGGAAGCUGGCGUUUGAAAAUCUGAAAAAAGGAAACAUCAUAUUCUACCAAGAAGACCUGGAAGAGUGUGGUCUGGAUGUCACAGAGGCUUCAGUUAAUUCAUGGGUUUGUACAGAAAUCUUUAAAAGAGAGUGUGUGAUUUUCCAAAAACCAGUCUACUCCUUUGUUCAUCUGAGCAUUCAGGAGUUUCUGGCUGCUGUUUACACUUUUCAGUGUUACACCAACAGGAAAACAGAGGUACUAAAGGAAGUCCUGGGGGAAGAAUAUAAUGAGACAUCUCUGGACGUUUUUCUGAGCAAAGUCAUGGAAAAGUCCCUCCAAUGUAAAAAUGGCACUCUGGACCUGUUUGUUCGCUUCCUGCAUGGCCUCACACUAGAGUCCAGCCAAAGACUCUUAGUAGGUCUGCUGAGUCAGACAGAGAACAACCCAGAAGUUAUCCAGAAAAUCAUCAACAACCUAAAAGAGAUGAGACGUUCUCAAAUCUCUCCUGACAGAAGCAUCAACAUCUUUCAUUGUCUGACUGAGAUGAAUGACAGCUCACUGUUUCAGGAGAUCCAAGAAUCCCUGAAAUCAGAGACAAAACUCUCUGAGAUCCACUGCUCAGCUCUGGCCUACAUGCUGCAGAUGUCGGAGGAGGUUCUGGAUGAGUUGGACCUGCAGAAGUUCAACACAUCAGAUGAAGGACGACACAGACUGAUUCCAGCUGUGAGCAACUGCAGAAAGGCUCUACUACAACGUUGUCAACUUUUAAAGACUCACUGUGAAGUUGUGGCCUCAGCUCUGAAAUCCGACCCCUCCCAUCUGGUGGAGUUGGACAUGACUGGAAACAAGUUGCAUAGUUCAGGACUAAAGUUCUUGUCUGAUGGACUGUCGAGUCCAGACUGUCGACUAGAGACUCUGAGGUUGGAGAGCUGUCGGUUGUCAUAUAUGAGAUCUCUGUUUUCAGCUCUGAAUUCUAACCCCUCUCAUCUGAAACAUCUAAACCUGAGCUACAACAAUUUGGAGAAUUCUGGAGUGAAGGAGCUUUGUGGUUUUCUGGAGAAUCCCCACUGUCGAUUGGAGACUCUGAGAUUGCAGUGCUGCAGUUUGUCAGAGAUCUGCUGUGAUUACCUGCUUCCAGCUCUUCAGUCCAACCCCUCCCAUUUGAAACUUCUGGACCUGAGCUGGAACAACCUUCAGGAUUCAGGAGUGAAGCAGCUGUGUGUUUAUCUGAAGACUUCAGAUUGCAGACUGGAGACUCUCAGAUUAUGGGGCUGCAAGUUGUCAGAGACCAGCUGUGAUUAUCUGUUCAAAGCUCUUCAGUCCAACUCCCAUCUGAGAGAGCUGGACCUGACCAAGAACAACCUGCAGGAAUCACAUGUGAAGCAGCUGUCUGAGCUUGUGGACAGCCCACAUCACACACUGGAGGUUCUCAAAUGGAAGGACCCAUAAACACAGUUGUUUGUGUGUGUGUGCACAUGUGUCCUGAUGGUUCAGAGAGGUUGAAACACCAGCAGCUUGUGUGUAGUGAUGCUGUGACAGGGACAGGCUACAGGGAGGUGGAGUGGACAGCAGAGCUUCAUCCAGCAGUGACAGAAAUCAGAAAUGCAGAUGUCUGACAGUGCUGUAAACAUGCUCUGAGAGCUCCUCUGUUAGACACCAUGUAGAAUCUAUCGUCAUCCUUUUGUGUUGUUUUGGAUCAUCACAGUGUCUUUUUGCAGACACUAGGUUCAGUUUUAUUUUCUUUGAAGUUUCCUAAAUACAUUUCAAGAUCUUUUGUAUAACUGAUGUAAUUUUAAGUUUUUAUCAUGGUUUUGAAAUACAUAUAUUUCAAAACCACUAUUAACCACUAUUAUGGAGAAUUUUAAACUCUCCAGAGUUUGGUGUACUAUAUAUCUUCAGUAAUUUAGAUAAUGAAAGUAUCUAGUGGUUCAGCAGAUGAAGUGUAGGAGGUAGAUGUUUUUUCAUGGAUGGAUCAUUGUCGCAGCAGUCUAUCAAUUUCUGCACAGUCGUAACUGACAGAAUUUGAUAAAUUAAUUACAGAAAGAAGGACACUGAGAAAAAAGAGAGCCGUGCUUUAACAAUGGCCUUGUUUGCAGCAGUGGCUGCCACAGGUAAAUAUGCACAUGGAGUCGGAA